Ostertagia ostertagi is the source of this 495-nucleotide messenger RNA. Lineage: Eukaryota; Metazoa; Nematoda; Chromadorea; Rhabditida; Trichostrongylidae. The record is from the annotation of a GenBank genome assembly.
AAUGGCAGCGAAAACAAAGCUCCUGUGCAUGGAGGCGUGACCUUAUCAGUAGUGUCUCCUGUCAGUCGUGUGAAUGAGUCACAAAAUACAGCAACUCGUCUUCCAACUGUGUUCAAUCACCCUCCUCCCGCAAACCCAUCGCUGGUUGUGCAGACUCUUCCAACCCCUUCUACAACUAUGCCAUCAGUCACGCAGCCCCAGGCUUCACCGUUAUCUGUCGUGCCACAGACUUCCCACUUCCCGGUCACUACAACUGUAGCAAGUCGCACAUCUCCAUUGGCAGUACAGGUAACCAACUUUUCUCCAAGAAGUCGAUGGGAUGCUCCUCCACCUGUGUUACCGAAUUUCUCCGUUCCACCUCCUUCUCUUGUGACGCCGAACUUGUACGCUCCCAACGUCGUCACAAUGCCACCACCCAUGAUUCCUUUGAUACCAAACACUUCGAUUCCUCCGCCGAAUGUUCCUCCACCUGGAUGGCCUCACCAUCUUGGUUGA